Molecule: messenger RNA, 1650 nt
Organism: Nakaseomyces glabratus
Lineage: Eukaryota; Fungi; Ascomycota; Saccharomycetes; Saccharomycetales; Saccharomycetaceae
Gene: PEX5B
Product: tetratricopeptide repeat protein
Biological process (GO): protein import into peroxisome matrix, docking
Cellular component (GO): cytosol; peroxisomal membrane
Molecular function (GO): protein binding
Source: RefSeq, a predicted model, not a curated record
AUGGACUGCCGCGGCGGGAACAGUGUUCUGCAACUGACGAGGAGGAUCGACUCUUCUCUCAGGUUUGGCAAGAAACUGGAGAACAAAGUGUCGCCAAGGGACGAGGCCUCCGCGUUUCUUUAUACCAAUGUGCCCAAUGCGCCCAAUGUCCAGCCUACGCCAUUGGCCAUUCCAAGUAUCACCCUGAACAAAGCCGCUUCUAGCUCCACUUGUAGCUCUACUUCUAGUCACGCACACAAUAAUGUAAACUACUGUGCAAAUAAUGACAGCGGGUACGACCUCGUGCGUGAGUUCAAGAAGAUAAACGAACCUGCACCGCCUACAAACAACUACAACUUCACCAGACAUGUGCCUGUAUCACAUAGACCCAUUGGGUUUUCGCCCAGGACCAUGGGGUUGCAACAACCUUUGAACUUGGAUGGGUCGUUUGACUGGGAACGUGAAUUUGCGCAAAUUGAAGGUGAAUUAGGCGAGUCUCAGAACGUCCUAGAGGGCACUACUGUAUCCUACGGGGGAGAAAGAGAGCACCAGGAAUCGGUGCAUUCUACAUCGACAGUCGGCUACCACUAUUCUUCAGACCUAGAAGAAGACUGCCUUAACAUCUACGACUACGUGUCAAGCAAGGCGACUUCAGUACACUCUGAGGGUAAUACAUGCUCAGCAGGCCCGGGAUUGGCUCGCUCCCCAUCAUACCGCAAUCCGCUAACAAGAGACGCCUAUGUUUUCAAUACAGAAAACAAGUACUUGAACUCAUCCCCAAGCGCUUACGAAAUUGCAUGCAUCUUGAUGGAAAACAAUUGCAACUUAAGUGAGAUAAUUUUGGCUUUUGAAGCGGCCUUGCAAGAGCAUGAACAACAACACAUGGUCGACUGUUGGUACAGAUUGGGGAUAGUGCAAUUACAAAACGAACAGGAAGAAAGCGCUAUGGAUGCUUUCCAACACGCGCUUGAGCUUGAACCAGGUCAUUUGGAGGCAUUGAAGUUACUGGCUGUGUCGCAUAUAAACCAAGGUAACGCAGUAGAGGCAACCGUGUGUCUCUCACGUGCUUUAGAACUAAAAGGCGUUACAAUAUCGAACUGGCCCCAGGAACUGUCAAUUCUUAACGUCCGGGAGACGAUGGAAAAUGUUCUACUAGAUAUACCUUCUACCGCUAUAAAUAUUACAAGAGACAAGGAUAUACUGACCGUUUUAGCACUCUUUAACUAUCUGCUGGGCAGAUCAGAUAACGCCAUAAAAUGCUUUGAAAAACUUCUAGAACAGGAUCCCAAGGAUGAAAUAACUUGGAACCACCUAGGUGCCACCCUGGCUAACUCCAAACGUUACGACACAGCCAUUCAAGUUUAUAUGAACACUAUUGAGUUGAAACCCUCUUUUGUCAGAGCGCGGUACAAUCUGGGAAGCACUUUAGUGAAAAAUGGCGAAUUGCAAAGGGGAAUAGAGAGUUUGCUCACAGCUUUAGUCAUGCAGGGCUCCCCAAUUCCCCCAAUAGCGACGAACCUUGAGUCGUUUAUCGAACACCUAAUUUUCACUGAGGCACAGGGCAAAAAUACCAUUGUGACCUCUCUGAAGAAUGCAUUAUUGAAAAUACCUGAUGAUGAUAUCGAGCUAAAAACAAAUAUAGAGAAUCGCAUUCGCUUGAUAUUGUCUUGA